UUUGGUUCUUGGGGGUCUAAAAUCGGAACCGAACUGUUUCAAAUUUUUGGAGCUGUAAUUGUGAGAAUUGGAACUGAAGUUCCGGUUCGGAUCGAUUUUUCAGUUUCACUGUUUUUUUGUGCACCCCUGGUACAAACAUGGUGUCAAUUAGUUCCUGAAAUUGCUAGGGGAGCAUGGCUGAUUUUGGUCUCAUCUGACAAGCUGUAAUCAGCCAUUCUGGACAUAUGAUAGGUCCUUUUUUUUUCUGUCUUCUUUUAAGGGAUCCAUGGCUAGGUUCGUGCAUGGGAAUCUCCAAUGGACCCAUGAUUGUUGUGGUCCUUCCCUUUGCAUUUGUUUAUGUUCCUCUUGAGAUCGAUCACAAACACUCUCUCACAUCAAGCCACCGCUAGACUCAUAUCAUAUAUACAAAGAGUCCUUUCUUCAUCCCCUCGCUACAAACCUCAAGGCAUUGGACAUGGCAAGUAGUGAUUUAAAGCUUCUGGGGACCCUGCAAUGCCCAUACGUGUGCCGGGCUCGAGUCGCUCUCAAUCUGAAGUCUGUCAACUAUGAGUUACUUGUAGAGAACUUGGGUUCCAAAAGUGAGCUGCUUCUUCAAUCAAACCCCGUGCAGAAGAAAGUUCCGGUUCUUAUCCAUGGUGACAAAAUCAUAUGUGAAUCUCUCAUAAUUGUGAGAUACAUCGACCAGGUAUGGACCUCAGGUCCUUCCAUCCUGCCUUCUGAUGCCUAUGAUCAUGCCAUUGCUUGCUUUUGGGCGGCCUAUAUUGACCAGAAGUUGGUUCCACCAUUGAUGGUGAUUGGGAUGACACAAGAAGAGGAGAAAAGGGCCACGGCAAUAGAGGAAGUCGUUGCGGCAUUGGCGGUGCUGGAGGAGACAUUCGUCAAGUGCAGCAAAGGGAAGCCUUUCUUUGGCGGAGAUAGUAUCGGGUACCUUGACAUAGCAUUUGGGAGCUUCUUGGUGUGGCUGAAGGUGGCGGCGGAGGUGGGCGGCAAACAGCUUCUUGACGAGACCAAAACGCCGUGUCUGGUGGCAUGGGCUGAGAGGUUCUGCUCAGAUGAUACAGUGAAAGAUAUUAUUCCAGACAUUGAGAAGCUCAUUGAGCAAACCAGAGCAAAAUUAGCUUCUACUAAUUCCAAUUAAAAAUUCCCUAUAAUCUAGCAAUCACUUGGACUAGGUGAUACAUAAUAAGUUGGUCAACCUGUGAAAAUGAUGCUCAAUGUAAAUCAUGUAAUUUUAUUUUUAUUAUUAUUAAAUAUGAUGCUGUAUUGUAAUAUACUAUGAUAAAUAUGAUGUUCUCGUAAUUAUAUUCGGUAAA
Molecule: messenger RNA, 1313 nt
Organism: Cornus florida
Lineage: Eukaryota; Viridiplantae; Streptophyta; Magnoliopsida; Cornales; Cornaceae
Product: glutathione S-transferase U18-like
Exons: 2
Coding region: 455-1138 (227 amino acids)
Biological process (GO): glutathione metabolic process
Cellular component (GO): cytoplasm
Molecular function (GO): glutathione transferase activity
Source: RefSeq, a predicted model, not a curated record